UACUACGGCCACACUGGUUGCGUCAAGUUACCCAGCGAUAGACUGCGACAGCUCAAAAAGUGAAUGAUUCUGCCUUCAAAAUAAAAGGGUCUUCUUUAAGACGAACGUGCGCCACCGUUAAGCUGAAACUGCCAAGCGGAAAUGCAAUGUAUACUGUGUUUUGACGCUCCGGCGUGCAACCUAAGAACUGUGGCUCUGUAUUUUUAAACGCUAAAUGAGAACGACUCCAGGAAAGCAGUGUUUUAACGCGUGACACGAGUGUGAAUCGCUCAGCUUUUCACUUGGAAACAAGAUGUUUGGCUUCCACAAGCCGAAGAUGUACCGCAGUAUAGACGGCUGCUGCAUCUGCAGAGCCAAGUCUUCCAGCUCCCGCUUUACUGACAGCAAACGCUACGAGACCAACUUCAAGAGCUGCUUUGGACUUGGAGAGGUGCGUUGUGGGGACAUCUGUAAUGCCUGUGUUCUCCUGAUCAAGAGAUGGAAAAAACUUCCAGCUGGAUCCAAGAAGAACUGGAAUCACGUGGUUGAUGCGAAAGCUGGAUCGAGCGUGAAGUCCACAUUGAAGACCAAGAGGAUGAAGAAGAAGCUAAGACCAAGUCAGAUUAGUCGAGUUCAGAACGAGCUGAAAAGAAGCAACUCAGAUGCCCACAGCACUACCUCCAGUGCCUCGCCUGCACAGUCGCCCAGUUACAGCAACCAAUCAGACGAGGGUUCGGACACAGAGCUUUCGCCUGGCACCUCACUACCCCCAGCCUUCUCCUUCCUGGACCUGACAUACUGGAAAAGACAGAAGGUGUGCUGCGGCAUUGUGUACAAGGGACGCUAUGGAGAAGUGCUCAUCGACCCCCAUCUGUACAAGCCCUGCUGUCAAAGGAAACCCCAACUGCACCAGCCACAGGAAGAAGGUGGUCUGCUGGAGGAGGAGGCAGCAGGAGAGAAUGCAGUGAGCAUGUUACCACCCCCAAGACCUAAAGAAGAAGAGGUGGAGGAGGAUGGUGAUUGCAGCACAGGGUUGGUAUAGUUUUCACUGAUAGACUGACAAACAGUACGACACUGAUGACUGAUAACAGUCAACCAAACUCGACACAGUCCAUACCAAGCGUCACUGCAGUUCUUCAAUGUUUUCCAAGUUGCUGCUAUCCUGUCAGACAUUUUUCUUAUCCCCUGGACUGCAUCUUCAGACUGGUCCUGUUUUCAGUGUCUUGGCUUGCUAUGAGAUUCUGUUACUGUAAAUACUUUAUUUUGCUCUCUGUUUGAAAUGCUGGAUUUAUGAUUGCUGCAUGGAAACCUGGAGACCUCUGAGAUUCACCCUUUAUUCUUCGGAUAGAGCUGUACAUUGGAGUUUCCUCUUUCGUCUUCUUGAUGUCAAAAGUUUCAUGGUUUAUUACAAACCAUAUGUGUGGCUUUAUGUGAAGAUGAGUAUACAUGUCCAGCUUGUUGUGAUGGGAUUUGGCAGUGUUUCAGAGCUAGCCAGAUGCUAGUGGUUAGCUGCUACAUUCUGUGGCUGGAGAGCCAAUAUGUUUGCACAAGUCAGCCUCUUUAACCCAUGUGACUUACCAGUAUAUAGGGCUGCCACUUCCUUUAGAAAGUUGAACAAUAAUUCAAAUGCAACCCCUGAAUUCUAAAACUAGACUACGUGGCAGGAUUAACUUCACAUUCAUCUGUGGUGUCUCCACUGUUUUCUUAACUCUGACCCCCCUUUUUUUGCUCCAGUCACUGUGGGUUAUUUUUUACUCACUGCAAUAUAAAGUCCUGCAUCUCUAUGGAAAUAGCACAACCACAAAUAAAGUAGACAAGUCAAAAAAAUGUCUUUUUGCAGUAUACAGUUAGAAUGCCCUACACCUAAAAAAUUUGAAGUUGAUAUUCUUUAUUUAUUUUACAAAAAUUGAAUAAACCUGGAAUCAACAUGUCCAACAUUUUUACAAGUGCCCAUAAGUGUUACCAAUACUGGAAAAUAAUGUGGCACUACAUACUAUAGAUAUUUAACUACUUACAUUUUAAAUUUGUCUCCAUACUUAUCUCCUGUUCCUCUCUGCUCUGUGUAAACACAGCCUGCAGUUCAUCCCAAUAGUCCCUGAAUUUUUGUUAAGCAAUAUUUGGUCAUAGCUGAAUCAGUCAUGGUUUCACUGAGGAGUGCAGAAUUUUGUUUUUUACAGAAUCUAUUUUGGCCAGAUGUAAAGUGAAACAUGUAGAAUAAAGUGAUUUUGAUAAAAUAUCACAAUUUUAACUGCAAAUUUCCUGAGAAUGGAAUCCAAUUCCAAUCCAUUUUUGUUUUUACAAACUCUGGCUCUGAUUUAUAGUGUAAUUUUUGGCAGUUGUUUUAAAGAUAGCAUACUUUUUGCACCUGCCAGCUAGUUUUGGGGUUCAGAGGGUUAAGUGAUGAGCUAACAUAACUUUAAGAUUUUGUUUUACAGUUUUACUUUUUGACCGUGAUUAUGAUAAAUCCCAAGGCUUCCCUUCUUUUUCUCUCUGAUGGUUGAAUGACAGUUAGUUUUCAGAAUGGCUCACUUGCUUUCUCCAUUUUGCAAAGAUAACCUUAGCCUUGGUUACUGAUGGGACAAACAGUAGGUCAGAUGUACACAGCUUUUUUUCUUAUUUACAACUAGAUUUUUGAAUUUGAACACAUCACUACUGGCCAAAUGUUUCAUGUUUUCCAGCUGUAAUUAAAAUUUCUUAUUACAAGUUACAGACCUACUGAACAGUUUACUCCAGAGGCAUACUAAAUUAGAACCACCAAAGGGAGCAACAAAGCACAGCUAAUGAGAUAGUUUCAUGCAUUAUAGACUCAGAGCCUCCACUUUCUGACCUCCACACAAAAGCUCCACCUGUUGCAAAGAAAAUUUACUCAGGAUUUUAUCAUGAGAUCAAAUGAGAUGUGACAUUAGAUUGAAAAACAACACGCAUGCAGAUUCCACAGUUGGUCCAUCUAAAUAGAACAAUAGACUAUUGCAGCUAUACCAAAACAUAAGGAGUUUCCUUGUUGUUCAUAGUAUUUGUGUCUCUGAAGUCUGUAAAUAAUGAAAGAUUCAACACAUCCUUUUGAAUUAUUGCAAAAGAGAAUAUGGAUUUAUGGUGCACAUACUGUAUAUAGAAAGCACAAAGAAAUGUUCAGGGAGGCUUCAGUCCAAACACAGCUGCCAUUUCAAACUGUCAAAGUAACCAUUAUGAGCUAAACAAACCCUCAGGAAGGUUAUGGCAGCAACACACAAUGGAAGCGUCUCCUGCACUCUUGUUGCAGCAGCUUUUCCCGUCAUGUCAGACGGGGCUCAGUAGCAAUUUCUAUUUCUGUGAUGAUAUCACAUAUGACUGAUAGUUGAGUUAGAGGCCUUUCGAUGAAGCGAGUUCUCGAAUUGCGGUUGUAUGCAGAACUUGUUUUACACAAAGCCGAGAGUAUUUUGCAUGUGCUAUAUUUUUGUUUUGUUAAAUUUGCCUUUUUGAUGCAAUAUUGUACAGCCUGAAUAUAUAUUUUUGUAUAUAAACGAAAACAAGCAUCUGUCCAGUCAGAGAUUGGAUGCCACCUGCAUUAAUCACCUUUCAGUGGAGUUUUGAUUACAACUACAGAAUGAAAAUGUCAGGUAGAUCUAUGGUUACUGCUGUCUCCAAUCAGAUUUCAGGGAUUGUGGACACUAUUUGUAUUUCUUUGAACUUGUGAAAAGUUUUUUUUUUUCUUCCCCACAAUGAUUUUAUUUGAAAUGGCCGUAUCAAAGCUUCACUUGGAGUAAAUUUGAAAUAAGGAAGCAUUUGGUAUGGCCAGCAUAUUUUUUCUUUUUAAGUGUUGUUUCAUAUGUUGGGUAGUUUUUGUCUGAAAAAAAGUAUUUAUUAACUUAAAUUUAAAGUAUUUUCACUACAAUAAAAUUAAUUGCUUUUUUGUGGACAUGAAUACAGUUCAAGAUGUCUGCACGAUGCUACCAUAGGGACCAAACAGUUGAUGAUUGUAUUAUUUUAAACUCUUUGUUUUUGAAACAUUGUAUUUACUAGUUGUAAUUUAGAGAUGUCUUUGUACUCCUGAUAUUUUGGGUAGAAAUGCCUCAUGGAUGUUAGGAUUUACAUUAGCAUGUGAUGGAGGUCUGCACUUAAGAGAUAUUUUAGCAGUGUGUCACAAAGAAAUGCACAACUGUUCAAUAAGGAACGUUUGUAUUUUUAUACACACUUGUAAUUUCUACAUGUUUAUUAAAUGUCGUUUGUCAUGUUUA
Amphiprion ocellaris (clown anemonefish) is the source of this 4193-nucleotide messenger RNA. RefSeq names its product SIN3-HDAC complex-associated factor-like. The transcript is spliced from 6 exons. The coding region runs from base 293 to 1021 and encodes 242 amino acids. The record is from RefSeq and is a predicted model, not a curated record. Gene Ontology annotation, biological process: negative regulation of cell migration. NCBI's taxonomy places the organism in Eukaryota, Metazoa, Chordata, Actinopteri, Pomacentridae.